Harpia harpyja (harpy eagle) is the source of this 5196-nucleotide messenger RNA. It is a transcript of the gene RGS12, whose product is annotated as regulator of G protein signaling 12. Gene Ontology annotation, biological process: signal transduction. The record is from RefSeq and is a predicted model, not a curated record. NCBI's taxonomy places the organism in Eukaryota, Metazoa, Chordata, Aves, Accipitriformes, Accipitridae. Gene Ontology annotation, molecular function: protein binding; GTPase activator activity. The transcript is spliced from 17 exons. Bases 284 to 3853 code for a protein of 1189 amino acids.
CGGCGCUGGGUAUUGUCUCUCCCCUUUCUCUGUCCGGGAACCCGACCGCCACCCCUGCCGGGUGAGUGCGGUGACUGACAGCUCCUCGCAGCCAGUGGCCGCAGCGCUGUGUGGCGGAGCCCGGCGCCCGUCUCCUCGGUGACCGGGGGGAGCUGGUGCCUCAGUAGAGUAGCCGGAGUCCUGGGGGACGGAGAGCUUCAUCAGGUGAAGGAGUGAUACUCUUGAAACAUGACAAAAAACUGGACUAAUUAGAAGUUUUCCUACUUCAGGGAAAAAAACCAAGAUGUAUAGACCAGGGGAAACAGUCAAACGUCGACUCAACAUGCAUGCUCCUCCUCGGAUAAGAAGUGUGGAAGUUGCUAGAGGAAGAGCAGGUUAUGGGUUUACCCUUUCUGGACAAGCUCCUUGUGUUCUUAGUUGUGUUAUGAAAGGAAGCCCUGCAGAUUAUGUUGGACUUAAAGCAGGAGAUCAGAUAUUUGCAGUUAAUGAAAUCAAUGUGAAAAAAGCCUCUCAUGAAGAUGUAGUGAAACUUAUAGGAAAAUGUUCUGGAGUCCUGCACAUGGUCAUUGCUGAAGGGAUUAGUCAUAUAGAUUCAUGUUCAAGUGAUGAAGAAGUUGGUUUUUAUGAUGGGAAGGGGUGGCUGAAACCCAAACCUGACUCUAAAGCUCUGGGUAUAAACAGAGCAGAGAAAGUUGUUGAAGAAGUGCAGUCUGGUGGCAUUUUCAACAUGAUUUUUGAGAAUCCUACUCUUUGUGCUGGUAACUUGGAUAAUUCUGCACCAAAACAAAGAUCGUUUUCAAUUUCUGCUGCUAUUAAAUUUGAAACUGGCAGUGAAAGUGUAAGCAAUCCAAACCUACUGUCAAAGGAAGAAAUACCCAAAGUCCUGAAUGAUGAUUCAGUUUUUAGAAUUGGACUGGAGAGUGCUGAAGACUUUGGAUUAGAUGCAAGCAUUUUAAAUGUUGCCAUGAUUGUAGGUUACCUAGGCUCAAUUGAACUUCCUUCAACAACCUCGAAUUUGGAAAAUGAGAGUUUGCAGGCUAUUCGUGGAUGCAUGAGACGUCUGCGGGCAGAACAAAAAAUCCAUUCACUAGUGAUGAUGAAGAUAAUGCAUGACUGUAUUCAGCUCUGCAGUGACAAGUCAGGUGUAGUGGCAGAAUAUCCUGCAGAGAAACUGGCAUUCAGUGCUGUUUGCCCGGAUGAUAGAAGAUUCUUUGGACUAGUUACAAUGCAGACAAAUGAUGAUGCAAGCUUGGCUCAGGAAGAUGAAGGGUUUCUGAGGACAUCUUGCCAUGUUUUUAUGGUGGAUCCUGAAUUAUUUCAUCACAAAAUUCACCAGGGCAUAGCAAGACGUUUUGGACUGGAAUGUACAGCAGAUCCAGACACAAAUGGCUGUCUAGAGUUUCCAACAUCAUCUCUACCUGUUCUUCAGUUUAUUUCUGUCCUGUAUAGGGAUAUGGGGGAAUUGAUUGAGGGAAUGCGUGCGAGGGCUUUUCUUGAUGGUGAUGCAGAUGCUCAUCAGAAUAAUAGUACAAGCAGUAACAGUGAUAGUGGAAUUGGAAAUUUUAACCAAGAAGAAAAGAAUAAUAGAGUUCUGGUGGUUGAUUUAGGGAGCAAUCCGAGUAAACAUAUUCCUAACAGCAUAUGGGAAAAUCCAGUAGGAAGGGGACAAAAUCAGCCUGCUUCCCAUUGGAAUGGCUUCUGUCAUGAACAAGAAGGAAACAUUCCUUUAGAAGUAAUUCAGAAUGAUAAGUCCCAAAAUGUGAGCAAACACUUAAGUCCUUCUGCUCGUAUUGAAGUUCCACUGGUUUCCUCCCGAAAUUCAGUACCCCCAUCAAAGAAAAACACUGCAGGCAUAGGCAAUCAAAGGUGGUUGCCUGUGCAUGUUUUACAAGAAUGGCAGCAUGGAAAUGCUAGUGACCAGGAGUCGUACACUGAUUCUACGGACGGCUGGUCAAGUGUUAACUGUGGAACUCUUCCCCCGCCAAUGAAUAAGAUUCCAGCUGACAGAUACAGAGUUGAUGGCAGCUUUGGUCAGCCACAGUUAAAAUCUCAUAAAAAUGAAUGGUCUAAGAAGAUGUUUUGCAUGCAGAACAAAUUUGGCCCUCAGCACAGUAUUAGGAAGUCUAAAGAAGAUAAAAAGGGUGCAAAAUUUGGACAUCCAAUGGGAUUAAAUCAGGCUCCUCCCCCACGUUCUUCUGUUCGAAGAUCAUUUGGAAGAUCUAAGCGAUUUAGUAUUACUCGUUCUCUGGAUGACCUUGAGUCAGCAACUGUUUCUGAUGGAGAGCUGAAUAGUACUGAUUUGAAGGACUGCAUCAGUGAAAACAGCCUCAGUAGCAAUGCUAGUCUUCCCAGUGUACAGAGCUGUCGACGACUUCGAGAAAGACGAGUUGCAAGCUGGGCUGUUUCAUUUGAGCGUCUUCUUCAGGAUCCUGUUGGUGUUAAAUAUUUUUCGGAAUUUCUACGGAAAGAAUUUAGUGAAGAAAAUAUUUUAUUUUGGCAGGCCUGUGAAUAUUUUAACCAUGUACCUGCACAUGAUAAAAAAGAGCUUUCUUACAGAGCUCGGGAGAUCUUCAGUAAGUUUUUGUGUAGCAAAGCUACAACCCCAGUUAAUAUUGAUAGCCAGGCACAGUUGGCAGAUGAUAUUCUCAAUUCUCCGCAUCCAGAUAUGUUCAAGGAACAGCAACUUCAGAUAUUUAACUUGAUGAAGUUUGAUAGCUAUACUCGCUUUCUCAAAUCCCCCCUUUACCAAGAAUGCAUCUUAGCUGAAGUAGAAGGUCGUCCUCUUCCUGAUCCUCAGCGUGUUCCCAGCAGCCCCACUUCUAAACACAGUAUCAGUUCAGAGAAGUCCAGUAUCUCAACACCGAAGAAGUUAAGUGGUAAAUCAAAGUCAGGAAGAUCUUUAAAUGAAGAGUCAGGAGAGGAGGACACUGAGAAGAAAAAAAGGGGAACAUUUUUCUCAUGGUCAAGAAGUAAGAGUUUGGGAAAAUCACAGAAGAGAAAAGAAAAUGGUGAUUAUCCAAAUGAUUCUAUUCAGUCCAAUGGAUUAUCAUACAGACGGGAAUCACAAGGCUCCAUGUCAUCAACUGCUAGUCUUGACUUGUCGGAAGCCUCAAGAUUACCUGCAUUUGUACCAGAUAAAGAGAAACCCCCCAAAUACUGCUGUAUAAACCUUCCGGAUGGUUCAUCCAGCAAAAUGGCUGUUAAAUCUGGAUUCUCUAUCAAAGAGGUGCUGUCUGGGCUCUGUGAGAAACACGGCAUUAACAUAGCUGCAGUGGACCUUUUUUUAGUUGGAGGUGAUAAGCCACUUGUAUUGCACCAAGACAGUAGCAUCCUGGAGUCUCGGGACCUACGUUUAGAAAAACGCACUUUAUUUCGGCUGGAUCUUGUUCCAAUCAAUCGAUCAGUUGGUUUGAAGGCUAAACCCACCAAACCAGUAACAGAGGUCUUAAGGCCUGUGGUUGCAAAAUAUGGUUUAAAUCUUAAUGAACUUGUGGCAAGACUAAAUGGUGAGCAGGAACCACUUGAUCUUGGUGUCCCUAUAUCUAAUCUGGAUGGUCAGCGGGUUGUUCUAGAUGAAAAAGAGCCAACAAAGGGUAGAGUGUUUACAGAUAAACAAAAAGGUGCAUCAGUAAAACAGAGUGCAACUGUAACUACUUCAAGAAAUCAAGUAUCUACUGGAGAGGGAAGAACUCUAGGAAAGUCUAAUUCUAUCAAAAUGAAAGGCGAAAAUGGAAAAAAUGCUAGGGAAGUCCGGCUGUCAAAGAGAGAAGACUCUAUUGCAAAGAUUGGGAAAAAAAAAUGUCAGAAAAUAAAUUUGGAUGAAGCAGAGGGGCUGAGUAAAACAUUAACAUAAUUUGAAAACUUCAGAAUUCGAGGCUUUCACAUUUUAUUUUGAAUUUUGUGAAAUUUGUCCAAGUUUGGAAAAUACGUACCAAAUGUUGUAGACUGUUUUUUAAUGAAAAAAAACAACUGUUCUAUGAAGUUUGAAAUUUCAGAAAGGAACAUUUUUGUAUGACAUAUAUUAGAAAUGUUGCAUGUUUUAAUAUGCAUACCGCCAUUUUGCAAAACUUUGGCAAUAAGAAGCAUUUUGAAGCUUCCAUCUUGGCUAGGUUCAGAUUUUAUGGCAUUUGACAAAGCAUGUUAAAAAGUCAUUUUUACAAAUACAUUUCAAAGCCUGGUAAAUAUGAAUAGAGGAUUAGGAAUAGAGUCAUACAAGUGCAAGUGUAUGACUUCAUAUUAUGCUAAGUUAAAACUGAUACUAUUGUUCUGUGCUUUAUUUUGUAAUGGCUUUUGCUUCAAACAGUAUUUUUAAGCUGGGUUGAAACUAUUGAUUUUAAUUCACCUGUUGGAGAUGGCCUUUUUAAGCAUCUUUAAUAUUCUGUAGUUUCAGUGCUCUCUUCUUGAAAAAUUAGGACAUGCAGAGACCCUAUAUUAAGAAUGACAUAUUUUUAUAUUUAUAUGUUUUUGUACCAAAGAGUUUGUUUAUUGUUGUGAUGCUUCUUUUUUGAGGAGUGGUAUAAUUCUUGGCUUAUGAUUGAUAAGUUUCUUGUUGCCAAGUUUUGAGACUUUCUAGAACAGUGGUGAUUUACUAUGAGUAUUAUUUAUAUAUAGAAACGUAUUAAACCAUUGGACAUCAUUAAGGACAUGAUCAGAAAAUCACUUCUAAUUGUGUUAAAAACUCUAUAAAAAAGCCGCCCCAUCCUUUUUAGUAAUGGCUCCUUUGACAGUUAUUGACUAUGCUACUGAUUCAUUGCAGCACAAAGUAAAAUGGGGUUACCUAAAUCAUCAUCUGAUCAUGCCCUGUGAUGAUAACAUCCUGGAUUAAAACUACACCAUUAAAUGAAUUUAAACUGUGAUCAAAUAUUAUUAAACUGAGAGAAAUUCAAUACAACAAGGAAGUUUGCAACAUUUUGAAUCUUUGAACUUUCAAAUGGCAUGGCUAUUUUUGAGUUAAGAUGGGUAAAAACCAUCCAGAAUAUAAAAACGUGCACCCAUUGUCAGUGAGACCAGAGCCUUGUUUUGUAUAAAGAAUUAAAAAAUCCUCUGUGUGUGUGUACAGAUCUAUUAACUGCAUAAAACAGAAGAUGUGUUCAAGGCUCAGUGAAUUGCAGCUGUUCUAAACUGCAAAACUCUUACAAUAGCAACCCUGAUGGUCUUAAUUAUAGUGAUGCUAGUGAACAUUGCUGCAAUUGAAAA